AUGGUUUCAGAAUACAUUCGCGGUCAGUCCGACUUGCGUGCACUUUCGCUGCUCGAGGAACUAAAGUAUGUGUUGUUGCAGCAAGACAUGCAUAUUGCCAAACAAGCGAUUGAAAUCGAAAGAUUAAACAAGGAAAAUGAAAAGCUUCGCGGAGAUAUAACACGACUAAAAGAAACUCCAAAGGAUAUUUUGUUCUGCGAUGCAGACAUGAACUCAGCACCAAACUCCCCAAAAGCUGAGCGACGGGAAGAAGACAUGAAGUUUAGGUCACCGUCUAAUAGUGCCACUCGUUUCUUGUAA
Messenger RNA from Oikopleura dioica, 300 nucleotides. The record is from the annotation of a GenBank genome assembly. NCBI's taxonomy places the organism in Eukaryota, Metazoa, Chordata, Appendicularia, Copelata, Oikopleuridae.